Molecule: messenger RNA, 546 nt
Organism: Eupeodes corollae
Lineage: Eukaryota; Metazoa; Arthropoda; Insecta; Diptera; Syrphidae
Exons: 1
Coding region: 1-546 (181 amino acids)
Source: RefSeq, a predicted model, not a curated record
AUGCCGCGACCAAGACGAUCGAAUCUUUCCCGACAAAGCCGUAAUGCAAGAAGAAUACAAAAUACUGCAAAUGAAAGGACUGAAGAAGAACAAGAAAUUGCACGUGAACAGCGCCGCGAUAGUAUGACUCGGCUUCGUGCUUCUCAAUCACGAGAGCAAAGUGAAGCAGCCCGUGAAACAGCUCGGUUGGCAAUGCAGAAUCGUCGAGCGAACAACAGAAGGCAACAAAUAGAUAAUUUGUCGCCAUUUAUUUCUAAAACGUUCAAGACACAUUGCAACGUUGAAUACUGCAAUUCAGUUAAGUCCAUAAAAUAUAUUUGCAAAUAUGUCACGAAAGGCAUUGAUAUGGCGGUUUUUGAAUUGCAAUCCUCAAAUACCAACGAUGAAAUUUCACGCUAUCAAGUUGGUCGUUAUGUUAACUGUUAUGAAGCGAUUUGGCGUAUAUCCGCAUUUCUAAUUCACGAACGUAAUCCUACUGUUGGCUGGGCAUCUGGAGAAUGGUCAACGAGUAUAUUUCACGGCUUCGAAUGCUACGCAACGUGCUGA